CAUUACACGGUCUAUUAGUUAAGUCAAUUACCUCAUGGUCGUUCUUCUAGUAUCGAUAUUUCUCUUCGGCGCGCUUAGCUUCCGCAUUUUCUCAUUAGACCCGGUUCCCGGUUCCCGGUUACUUAUUGCGCCAAUCGACAUAGACAACAUAGACUAGAUGUCAACUGUCUUAACAAGCCGUUCUCCGGAAGCUACUCACAUAUCUAAAACACCGACGCGGGAGCUCAUAUCCCUCCGAAUGCAAACCCGGUUGCUCGACCCCUUGCCAGGUAUUAGACCAAAAACAAACUAUCUUGAUUAAAGCCUUUCAUUCUGAGCUAGCAGCACAUCUCAACAAUUAUAAGAGCAUAGCAAAACUACCUAUUUUAACCUAUUCUUUUCAUGGGUAAAUUCAUAAGUAUAAACCGACGCUAAGACCUUUCGUCCACAAGUCGCGGUGUCGCGUAAUCCAACGCGUUAGUCGUGAGCGUUGUAACGAUGACAUCGUCUCUACUUCCACCAAGAAGCCGAAAGAGACUGGAUCAAUCUAUACCACCCCUCCUAAGACCUCUUAUUCGGGCCUAUGUCUUAGGCUACACUUCCACUGUUGCACCAAGGCUCCUCACGUUGAUUCUCCAGCAUGUAACUAGAAGGGGGAGAGACAAGGGUGUUGCCACUGUCACACAACCCCACGACUCCUUCAUCUCAUCCCUGCAACGUAUCGUGCGUGGGGGACUAGAACUUCAAAGAUUUCCGACUUUCUGUGCGGCCCUCGUAGGCGGAACUACGUUACUAGAGGUUUUACUUAGCAGAGCAUUGAGUCGUCUAUGGGAGGGCCAGCUCCCUACCCCGAUCCUAAAAAGGCAAGUCCGGAGCUCUAUGACAACUAUGUAUGAAUGUUUCAUUGGGGAAGCUUGGCAUCAGCAUACUGCCUUAGCGCAUAUCCCAACCCAUCAUCACUUGAGACGUCCAACUAACCUUCAUUCAACUAGACUUUCAAGAUGGUUAUCGACAUUCGUUGCGGCCUGGCUCAGCCUCCGGUUACUGCAGUCAAAGAAGAGCGAUAGCUUCUCAGAAACGAUCACUAUCAACCCAGAUGAUCCGCAAACCGUCAAGCAAGAAACGGUACGGUAUGCUGGACGAACUCUAGACUUGACCUUGUUCGCAGUUACCAGAGCUCUUGAUGUGAUAGUCAGUGAGGCAUGGUCCCGGAGAGGACAACGCAGGGUUGCCACCAGCCAAUGGACUUGGGUUGAAUCUUUGAUAUCGAAGUUAGCUGACCCAACUAUCUUCGCCACUUCUUCUGCCCUUAUUAUGUGGGCGUGGUUUUACUCACCUUCACAACUACCUAAAACAUACACGAAAUGGAUCAACUCGGCCGCAGCGGUAGACUCCCGCCUUAUUGAAGCACUUCGGCGUUUCCAUAAAGGGGAGCUUCGAUACGGUGAGGAAACGGGACAAGCGCCGCUCCUCCAAUCAAUGUGCGUAGACUAUAAAUGGCCGCCGGCGUGGGGCGAUCCUGCCAAAUCCAUCCCGUUUCCGUGCGAAAUCGUGCAUAUGGGUUGCGGGCCGUCUUGCGAAUACCACGCCCUAUCCCGUUUCUACCGAUCCUUCAAGUGGUCUAUGAUGACGUAUCUACCCCUAAACUUACUAGCCCGGAAGAAGAACCUUGAGGGGUUUCGAACCGCACUUCUAUCCGCAGCACGCUCGUCGUCAUUCCUAGCCGUAUUUAUUACCCUUUUCUACUACGGAGUGUGCCUAGCGCGAACGAGGUUUGGCCCGCACAUCGUCGGGAAAGAUACGCAGUCUAGACAAAUUAUCGACGGGGGUGUCUGCGUCGGAACUGGCUGUUUCCUGUGCGGAUGGAGCGUCCUCGUAGAGAAAGCCGCCCGCAGAAAAGAGCUAGCACUUUUCGUUGCGCCCAGAGCUAUGGCAACGCUCUUACCGAGGCGGUAUUCCCUUGACAAGCAGUGGAGGGAGACACUCGUCUUCGCUUUUAGUACAGCGGUGGUGUUCACGUCCGUAAAAGAAAAUCGGGGGAGCGUACACGGUAUGUUUGGGAAAUUCCUAGUGGCGGUUUUAGAGCCAUGACGGGUUAUUCGGCACCCAUCUAGCUUUGGAGGCUCUUAUUAUUUUUAUUUAAAUGUUGUAAUAUUACCCGACUAAGGGGGUGAUGUACUUCUAAGGCAAUAUUGCAUUGGGUAGAGGAAAAGCAUCAAAUGGAAUACAUGGAGCUUAAAAG
Daldinia loculata is the source of this 2221-nucleotide messenger RNA. RefSeq lists its product as uncharacterized. Lineage: Eukaryota; Fungi; Ascomycota; Sordariomycetes; Xylariales; Hypoxylaceae. The transcript has 3 exons. The coding region runs from base 478 to 2070 and encodes 530 amino acids. The record is from RefSeq and is a predicted model, not a curated record.